GAUUCAACAUUACAACGUCCAAUAUGGCCGACAACAGUAGCCCGACUGUCUACAUAGCCGUAAAUGUGGAAAACAAACAAAAACAAAAUACCGAAACUGAAACUGAAACUCAAAAACAUACAGUACAGGAUUCAAAAUGGAAAGAUGAUAAAAAAAGCAAAUUCCGGAUUUCGGACGCGGGAGAACUUGACUAUUUAAUUCCUCUGACAAAUUAUUCUAAAAAAACUAUUAGCAUUAAGGCCAUCAAGGAGCAAACCAAAUUAUCAAACGAAAUGAAUAAAGAAGACUUGCGAAUUCUGAAAGCUCUGAAAUCCUUGUUUGAAACCUGCGAUACAAGAAUUAUUGUUAAUAAGUUGAUACGCGCCACAAAGGAGUUAUAUUCACCUGAACUUAAAGUUAUAAUGGGUAAUGAAUAUCUUUCAUUUCAAAAUCUAAACCGGAAAGAGAAAAUUAAUCACCUCGGUGAACGCUUAAAUCGAUUUUACAAAAUGGAAAUAAGACUAAUCAAAGAAGCAGACAACCACAAAAAAGAAGAGGAACAAAGAAAGCGAAAGGAAGAAGAAGAAGCCAAGGAGGAGGCAGAGUUGAAAAAGGAACUUGAGGCAAAAAUUAGAUCCUUGUUACAAGAUAUUGGACUUACCGAAGAUGAGAAAACAACAGACGAUUCAAAUUCGUCCGCGAUUUCCGUUCUGACAUCUGCCGCAGAUCAAGCGAAAUUCCAAAAUAUGUUAUCAUUCUGGAAAGACGUUGAUUCAAAUCAAAUCAAGGUACAAAUUCUAGAGGCAAUGAGGGAUUCAAACUUAUCUACAGAUUCCGAUAAAGUAGAUGUCAUUGGAGGAGGGGACCUUUGUGUCAUUGGAGGAGGAGACCCUUGCGUCAUUGGAGGAGGAGAUCCAUGCGUCAAUGGAGGAGACCCAUGCAAUGCCUUCAGUCAACCUCGCUUUCAGAAACAAAUUAUCACAUGGAAAUGGAACAACCAAAGAUCAAUGUUCCUUUUUAUGUUGAUUAUCGUAGCUAUAGUGGGAUUUUGUUACCUAGCAUUUUCUGUUUGGUGGACUCCGACCGAUGUACAGGCUGGUUGUUUUUUCUGUGACAGCCUAUCGCGAUACAUUUUCAACAAAGCAGUAGAGAUUAUAAUUUGAAAAGCAAGAAUAUAUGCAAAAUAAUGAAAAAAUUGCAAAUUAAAUUAAAGCAUGUAUAGAUACAAAAUUAUGAAAAAAAUGCAAAAUAAAUUAAAGCAUGUAUAGAUACAAAAUAAUGAAAAAAAUGCAAAAUAAAUUAAAGCAUGUAUAAAUACAAAUUAACGAAAAUAAUUGCAAAAUAAAUUAUGUCUUCCAUCAA
Molecule: messenger RNA, 1341 nt
Organism: Mytilus californianus (California mussel)
Lineage: Eukaryota; Metazoa; Mollusca; Bivalvia; Mytilida; Mytilidae
Exons: 2
Coding region: 24-1142 (372 amino acids)
Source: RefSeq, a predicted model, not a curated record